AUGAACACUCAUGUCGACGACAACGCCGGACGAGCAGCCUACGUGGUCUCCUCCUCCAUACAAUAUUUCACAACGUCCCCAUCUUCAAGAAACCACACCAUCAUGCGAUUCACCAUCCAGCUUCGUUCGAAUAGCAAAAUGGUCGGACCUCGUUGCAUUUCCAAGCCUGUUCGCUCACAAAUGCUCAAAGAUAACUACUACAGGUGUCCAGAUGGAUCUUUGGUUCUCACUCAGUGUGAGGAUAGGACGUAUAGGAUGAUGCGUUUCUCUUCCUUGCAUUUGAACGAGCCCUCUCCAGUGGGCGACUCGACCUCCAGCUCACGCUCGACCCCUACCUUUCUGACCCUCCAACAACCUGCUCCCAUAGUCGAUUUCCUAUGGUAUCCGACUGCUUCUCCAGAAAUCCCAGCAUCAUUCUGCUUUGCUUCAUCAGUACGAGAUUCUCCAGUGAAGCUAUUGGACGCCUCGAAUGGGAGGCUUCGAGCUUCAUACCCAAUCAUUGACCAUGUUGAACGUUUCGUUGCUCCCCAGAGCAUGGCAUUCAACCCAUAUGGCACUCGACUCUACUGCGGGUUUGAAAACGCCAUCGAAGUCUUCAACGUCAGCCAACCCGGGGAAGGGUCGCGUUUGAUGACGACUCCAAAUAAACAAAGUAAAGAUGGGUUGAAAGGUAUCAUCUCGGCGUUAGCUUUCUGUCCAUCAUACGGAUCCGACUACUUCGUUGCUGGAUCCUUAACACCGAACAAAUCCAACGUAGCAGUCUUUAGUGAAACUAGAGGGGAGAUUCCCGUCAUGUUCUUGGGUAGUGAUUUCAGAGCCGGCAUUACACAGCUGAUGUUCAACCCAAUGCGGCCACAUCUCUUAUACGCUUCAUUUCGAAGACGUACGGAGAUUUUAUGUUGGGAUUUACGCACGAGGGUGGACAUACCGUGGAAGAUAUAUUCUUCUUCGCAUAGAGAAACGACAGAGGACUUGACGAACCAGAAAAGACGAUUUGACGUUGAUAUCAGUGGAAGAUGGUUGACUAUUGGUGGGCAAAAUGGAGUGAUAUCGAUUUUUGACUUGAAUGAACCGGAAGACGGAAUAGAUCAGCAAUAUUACGAGGAGCCGGUGAGGGUCUUUCCAUCGUUAGCCUUUGAAGCACACAAAGACUCUAUUACGAACACGACAUUCCGUCCCACAUCAUCGCAUCUCCUAUCUAUAUCCGGGUCGAGAUACUUCUCCGUCGAAGACGUUGAAGAUUCAAAUGAAGAGGAUGAUAUUAUUCGCUUCAAGCGAACCAGACGAGAACCGGUUGUUAAAGAUGGGUCGAUCAAACUGUGGAAGUUCUAG
Molecule: messenger RNA, 1332 nt
Organism: Marasmius oreades (fairy-ring Marasmius)
Lineage: Eukaryota; Fungi; Basidiomycota; Agaricomycetes; Agaricales; Marasmiaceae
Exons: 9
Coding region: 1-1332 (443 amino acids)
Molecular function (GO): protein binding
Source: RefSeq, a predicted model, not a curated record